Messenger RNA from Leptidea sinapis, 2151 nucleotides. It is a transcript of the gene Atac2, whose product is annotated as cysteine-rich protein 2-binding protein. NCBI's taxonomy places the organism in Eukaryota, Metazoa, Arthropoda, Insecta, Lepidoptera, Pieridae. Gene Ontology annotation, molecular function: acyltransferase activity, transferring groups other than amino-acyl groups. The transcript has 13 exons. The coding region runs from base 173 to 2131 and encodes 652 amino acids. The record is from RefSeq and is a predicted model, not a curated record.
GUUUACAUUUUGUCUACCUUACCUAGUACCUACCUAUUGAAUUUAUCAAUUUAUAAUUUAGAUCUCAAGUUCUCUGUGAAUUUAGAUGACUUCAAAUUUCGCGUUACCUGUAUCCAAUAAUCUUUAAAUAUAGUAAAUCAAUUUAGCAUAAGUGAGUAAAUAACUUCGAAGGAUGAGCACUACAUGUAAAUAUUGUAACCAACCAGAAGAUAAACAGGACCAUCCAGGCUUAAUAUGCGAAACAUGCAUAUGUUUUGUUCAUUUAACUUGCUUAAAAAGUCAGGGAACCCCAGGAAACUUCAGCGGUGAUGUUUUCUUUGAGUUCACAUGCGAGCACUGCUCGAUACAUGGACAAGAGAUUUUCAAAAGAAACCGAGUGUUUUGGGCUCAAAUAAUAUUCCUGGCGCUGUAUCACAUGAGCAAGGUUCAGUCAGCCAUGAGCCAUAGAGGUUACUUCCACUACAACACACACAUUAGCGCUUUUAUAAGUCGGCAUUGGAAUUUAUUGUUUGAACAGUUCUACAAACAGAAGAAAAAUUGGGUCGGCACAAUUGCUGGUGCACUUUCUAUAUACAGGGAGACAUUCUUUGAGUCUGGCUCAUCACAACUCACAGAACCGGGCUGGUGGAAACUCAAGCAUAACUUCUCACCAGCUGUUGCUUCACAUCUCAUACAUGAGUAUCCACUGCUAAAGCCUCGAGCGCAAGCACGAUUCAAUAUCGCCAACCAGUCGCACUUCUACAGAAAAGCUAUUGAAUUAGGUUAUGGACACUUACUCAACAAGGAAAUGCAAACUGAAGCGCCAACGCCGACCCGCGCUCCGUCCAACAAGAGGAAACUCGAGAUGACCGACUAUGAAAUUAAACCUAAACAUAUCUACAAGGACAGUCAACUGGAGGGAACAUCUCUGGAAGAGGAAGCGGAAGAAGACGCUCCAGAACUAGAAAGCCUGUUCGCUGGCAGAGAAAUGGCGUUAACGCCCUACGUAGCACAGAGCGACUCGUCGAGCGUGCAGUCGUUCCGGCAGUCCACGAUCUACGACUCAGAUAACUCGCUCAAGAUGGAGCAGAUCUCCGACGAAGACAAGCUGAAGAAGUCCAAGAAACAAGACGAGAAGCCCUACACUAGACGCGAGACCUUUUUUUCAUCACAACCCAAUUCCGUCGACUCGCCUUGGCUGCUCCCAGUGACCCACAAGCCCGACGGCCUGGUGCCGCUCACGGAGUACGAGGAGAUCCAGCUCCUGAAGAACGUCGAGGGUCUGAUCGCUAAGGUCAAAGAUGUGGAGAAGAGGACGUAUCUCAGCAGAUUCCGAGCCAAGUUGGCGCUGCGUAGACUGAAACGGCAUAAACAUUUACCCAACUUUGAUAUUGAUAGGUCUGUGAAAGUUCUGGGCGGCUACACCACAGAGGAGAAGAGCACCGUCCUUAACGUGGACCGCGUUCUCGACCGCUUCCAGAGAUCGUACCUGAUAGACAACCUGAGCGGCACGAUAGCCAGCACCAACUACGGCACCCUGCUGCUGUCGAGCGCGGAGGCAGCGCCCUUCCGCUCGUCGUACUCGGGCGUCACGCUCAAGCCCUACAUCCGGCGUGACGCCCAGACCACGCCCCUCUGGUUGCGGCUCAUGGACGAGUUACGCACCAGGACUCACAAAAAUAACCCGGAGCUCGAAGUACCGGAGCGUGCCACUCUAGAUUACUCCUACAUCCGACCGCACCACGUGGCCGCGCUCAACCGAUUGUGCGCCACGCACUUCUGGCCCGGCAUCGACCUGACAGAGUCGCUGCAAUACCCCGAGUUCAGCUGCGUGGUGACGUACAAGAAGCUGGUGGUGGGUUGCGCCCUGUUGGUGCCCCACGCGGCCGCCGGCGAGGCCUACAUCUCGUUUGUGCUGACGAGGCCAGAGUGGCGCCGCGCUGGCAUCGCCACCUUCAUGCUGUACCAUCUGCUGCAGACGUGCACAGGACAGGAUGUUACACUACAUGUGUCACCGACAAACCCAGCGAUAUUUUUAUACCAAAAAUUUGGAUUUAAGGUCGAGGAGUUGGUGCAAGACUUUUACGAAAAAUAUUAUGAUAUGGAGUAUAAGGGAUGCCGACACGCUCUUUUCCUAAGACUUGUAAGAUAAUAAAUGAUUAAAUAAUGAAA